This is a messenger RNA of Onychostoma macrolepis, 1068 nucleotides long. Its product is annotated as nuclear factor 7, ovary-like. The transcript has 7 exons. The record is from RefSeq and is a predicted model, not a curated record. NCBI's taxonomy places the organism in Eukaryota, Metazoa, Chordata, Actinopteri, Cypriniformes, Cyprinidae. Bases 1 to 1068 code for a protein of 355 amino acids. Gene Ontology annotation, molecular function: protein binding.
AUGGCUUCAUCAGCUAAAUAUGAUUAUAUUUGUCCUCAACACAACAAUCAUAACUUCAGACCCAUCAGUGAAGUGGUUUCAACACAUAAGGAGGAGCUCAAUACAGCACUGAAGUCCUUACUGGAGAAACGUCAACACAAAGAAAACAUUAAAGGAGAGUUUGAGAAAACACUUCAACACAUCAACUCUCAAGCUGAGCACACAGAGCGUCAGAUUAAACAGCAGUUUGAGAAGCUUCAUCAGUUUCUCAGAGAUGAAGAAGAAGCUACAAUCACUGCACUGAGGGAGGAAGAGGAGCAGAAGAAGCAGAUAAUGAAGGAGAAGCUGGAGGAGAUGAACAGACACAUCUCAGCUCUUUCACACACAAUCAAAGACACGGAGGAGAUGAUGAAAGCCAGUGACGUCUGCUUUCUGAAGGAGUUUCCAGUCUCAAUGGAAAGAGUCCAGAUCUCAUCACAGCCGGAUCCACAGACGCCUUCUGGAGCUUUAAUUCAUGUGCCACGUUACCUGGGCAACCUGCCCUUCAGAGUCUGGAAGAAGAUGCAGGACAUCGUCCAGAACACUCCUGUGAUUCUGGAUCCAAACACGGCACAUCCACAUCUCGUCCCGUCUGAUGAUCUGACCAGUGUGAGAUGGAACUGGAACAAACUACCUCUUCCUGAUAAUCCAGAGAGAUUUGACUCGUAUCCCUGUGUUCUGGGUUCAGAGGGUUUUAACUCAGGAACACACUGCUGGGAUGUGGAGGUUAAAGAGAGUUCAGACUGGAUUCUUGGAGUAACUACAGCAUCAAACCAAAGGAAAGGACGUGAUUUCUAUAAGACUGGUGUCUGGAGUGUGUGGUACGAUCAGUAUAGCCUGUCUGAGCAGCCUGUCUUUGGCUUUCGUGUUGAACAGCAGCUUGAUCGUGUGAGAGUGAAUCUGGACUAUGACAGAGGAACGGUGUCAUUCUCUGAUCCUGUAACUAACACACAUCUACACACAUUCACAACCUCCUUCACUCACACACUCUUUCCAUUCUUCUGUUGUUAUACUAUUUUCACUAUGAGGAUCUUACCGUUCAGUAGUUAG